AUGGUGACAAGAAUAUUGACGUAUACUGCAAGAGUAAGGCGUGUGAGAAAGGAAUGUGCACUACUUGUGCCCUCGUGUCUCACAAAGAACACGAUAUUUGUGACCUUGGAGAAUUCUGUGAUGCAAGCAAAAAAACAAAUCAAUUCCUCAUUAGAAGCUCUGAAGAAAGUAUCAGAAUCACAUACAGAAUACAAGAGCAAGCUUCAAGAGCAGAAUACUAAGCUAGAUAAAAUGCACGAGGUGCUGAUGCAGGGCAUUGAUGAACAUUCCAGUAAACUUGUAGUAAAGGUUAAACAAAGUUCAACGAAACUGAAAAGUUUGGUUGAGGACAAUGUAGCAAAGCAAAAGGCCAAGAGAGAAGAACAAAUCGCGCUGGUUGAUAAGUCAGAAGAGCUCAAAGCAGAGCACGUCUUGUAUUGUCAGCAGGCGCUGUCAUUUGCCCGAGACGUGGAAUUUAUUGAGAUGGCCAAAUCAUUGGAGAACAAAGGUAAAUCACUCAUGGAAGACUUAAAAGUGCUUGACUUGCAGGUGCACGAUGUCUUGCUGGAUACAGACGCUUAUGAGAAUCUAGAGAAGAGCAUUGGACAGAUCUCCAUACACGAAGCUGAUUCCUGGAAGCCGUCAUAUGGAUACCCCAGUAUCCAAUUAACCCAGUCCGCAGUUGCAACACCAAUGAGUUUACAUGCCUCAAGAUUCAGAUCCUUAUAAAGCACAACUAGGAGUGACUAAUCCGCAUA
This is a messenger RNA of Gigantopelta aegis, 737 nucleotides long. RefSeq lists its product as uncharacterized. Lineage: Eukaryota; Metazoa; Mollusca; Gastropoda; Neomphalida; Peltospiridae. The transcript has 2 exons. The record is from RefSeq and is a predicted model, not a curated record. The coding region runs from base 1 to 708 and encodes 235 amino acids.